CCGAGGUUCCAGGGUCCGUCCAGCUCCGCUGGAGCUCUGGUCUUGGACCUGCGACGGUUGGAGCGGAACCUGGUGGAUGCCGGAGCUGGGAGGAGGCCUGAGCCGGGGGGUUUCGGGUGUGGUCAAUGGAGUCAGGAAGCAAUAAGAAUUUGGAGAAUACAAUAAAGAGAGUUUGUCAUGACCAACUUGUUCCAAAGAUAAAAACAAGCAAGAAAAUGUCCACCUUAGUGAAUUCACCUACCAGCCUCGAGGUGCCGUCAGAGAUUAAGAAAAAUGGAGACAAACAAGUAGAAAUCCCUACUGAAAGAAUAAAAAUGGCAAAGAUCAUCAAAGAAAAACAAAACAAUGAUUUAGAGAAAGUGGUCUUUAAACGGAAGGCAGAAGGUGAAGGAAAACCAGCCGUAAAGAAGGAGGCAAAGAUGCUAGAGCUGGAAAAUCAAUUAAUCACCAUGCCUCUGCCUCACAUUCCUCUAAAGAACAUAAUGGAUGUGGAAAUGAAGUUGGUCUACAUUGAUGAAGAGGACGUGAGGUAUGAGUUUGCAGAGUCCUUCGAGCCCGCUGGGACUCAGCCAACCUGCCCAGCUGCUGAAAUAGUGGACCCAUUGAGUGGACCUAAUUUCAGCUCUCUGCCUCAGGUUGACAAAUGGCUUCAGGUAGCCUUAAAGGAUGCCAGAUCCUGCUAUAGACAAAAGAAAUAUGCUGUGGCAGCUGGACAGUUCAGAACAGCACUUGAGCUUUGCAGCAAAGGGGCGGCUCUAGGAAAACCCUUCGAUGCACCUGCUGACCAUAUAGCAGCCAUAGCAAGUUUCAUUGAGACAAAGCUCGUCACCUGCUACCUACGAAUGAGGAAGCCUGACCUUGCCCUGAAUCAUGCCCACAGGAGCAUUGUUUUAAACCCAGCCUAUUUCCGAAACCAUCUUCGUCAAGCUACAGUGUUUAGAUGUCUGGAGAGAUAUUCAGAAGCUGCCCGGAGUGCCAUGAUUGCUGACUACAUGCUCUGGCUCUGUGGAGGAAGUGAACAGUGUGUUAGCAGGCUCAUCAAACUGUAUUGGCAGGCUAUGAUUGAAGAGGCCAUCACCAGAACUGAAUCUUUCUCAGUUAUGUACACGCCAUGUGCAACAAAAAUAAGUGCUGACAAAACAGAAAAAGUAAAAGAAGUGUUCAUGAAAACUCACCCUUCAUAUGCAGAGUACAUCUAUACAGAUCUUUAUGCACUCCACGUGCUGCCUCAGACAGCAGAAUGGUCACCCUUUCCUCCUCAACAAUAUCUCUUGACGCUUGGCUUCAAAAACAAAGAAGAUGGAAAAUUUUUGGAAAAAUUAUCAAGUAGGAAGCUACCAACAUUUACAGAUCAUAAAACUCCCUUCCAUCAGCUGACCAGAGAAGACAAUGUGAGACACAUGGAAACAAUGGGGAAGCGAAUCUUGCCAAUCCUGGACUUUAUUAGAGGCACCCAAUUGAAUGGCGGUCUCUGUGCGUACUCAGGUGUGAUGGAGAAGUUGCAGUACGCCAGCCUCCUCGGCCAGCUACAGAGAGUGAAGGAGCAGUCCCAAGUGAUUAAUCAAGCAAUGGCAGAACUGGCAACCAUCCCCUAUCUACGGGACAUCAGUCACCAAGAGGCAGAAUUGCUGCAGUUGCUAAUGGCAGAUGCUAUGGACACCCUUGAAGGAAGAAGAAGCAAUAAAGAACGUGUGUGGAAUACAAUCCAAAAGGUUGGACGAAUUGAAAAUUUUCUCUAUCAGCUAGAGGACAGUUUCCUAAAAACUAAAAAACUCAGAACUGCUCGGAGGCAAAAGACAAAACUGAAGCGGCUUCAAACUCUGCAGCAAAGCUAGUCACCGGGAAGCAGCACUUAUCAUGAGAUGCCCUAGACAAAGAGACAAGGGUGGCCACCACACCAACUGUUGACAGCAGGACAGCAAACCCUGCAUCUAAGGAGCAAGGUGAUACUCCUCUUGGGUCAUCUUAAGCAAAGACAUUCUACACUUCAUUAAUCUCAACUGGCAGUAAUAAAUGUCCUCAGCAAUUUUGA
Messenger RNA from Cavia porcellus (domestic guinea pig), 2032 nucleotides. It is a transcript of the gene Spata16, whose product is annotated as spermatogenesis associated 16. Gene Ontology annotation, molecular function: protein binding. Gene Ontology annotation, cellular component: Golgi apparatus. NCBI's taxonomy places the organism in Eukaryota, Metazoa, Chordata, Mammalia, Rodentia, Caviidae. Gene Ontology annotation, biological process: spermatogenesis. The transcript is spliced from 11 exons. The record is from RefSeq and is a predicted model, not a curated record. The coding region runs from base 126 to 1835 and encodes 569 amino acids.